Entamoeba histolytica HM-1:IMSS is the source of this 534-nucleotide messenger RNA. Its product is annotated as Myb family DNA-binding protein, SHAQKYF family. The transcript has a single exon. Bases 1 to 534 code for a protein of 177 amino acids. Gene Ontology annotation, molecular function: DNA binding. The record is from RefSeq and is a predicted model, not a curated record. Lineage: Eukaryota; Evosea; Mastigamoebida; Endamoebidae.
AUGUCAAUUUCACCUCAUGAUUCUUUUGUUCCUCAAUACCCCCUUUCUCCCGGUUCAUCACAAUCUACGUCAUCAUCUCCAUUACCAUCAGACCGUUUAGUAUAUACUAAAAAACAAAGGAAACAAUACACAAUAACUAAAAAAAGAGAAGUUUGGACUGAUGCUGAACAUGCUAAAUUUGUUGAAGGUCUUGCUCUCUUUCAUAAAGACUGGAAAAAAAUUAAAGAGUAUAUUGGAACAAAAACAGUUGUUCAAAUUAGAAGUCAUGCACAAAAGUACUUUCUUAAAUUAAAUAAAACAGCACCACCACAACCAUUUACCUUAACUCCAUUAAAAAAUUUCUCAGUCCAACAAAGUAUAAUAAAAAGUAAUAGUUGUCCUCCUUCACCUCAGUUUCAUGAUCACAUUGGAGACUCUACAAAUGGUAUAUCUUCUGCAUUUUCUCCUGUGAGGGAUUAUGCUGAUUAUAUUCAAAUAGAUGGACUUCUUGGUUUGUUAUUUUGUUAUUUAAUUACUUUGGAUUUAUGUUAUUAA